AUGGCACCCUACGGGCUGGCGCCGCACACGCGGGACUCCCUUGAGCUUGCAUCCCUGGCCAGCUCAAGCCAGCUAAACGAAGACGCCAUAACCGAAGUGUCCUCGCGGCCAAGCAUCUCGUCGUCGCGGCGGCUGUCCCUCGAACUGGAUGAUCCCCUGAACAGCGCGAACCCGGCGGGACGGCUCGGCCGGUCGUACUCGGUGUCGUCGGCGUUCGACUUUUCGGCCAACUUGUUCCCGCUGAGCUCGACGGCGGGUGGUGGCGGAUACGCACCCAUUGGAGCGCCUACUUCGGCGGCGCGACCGAACGGCGGGUUGGGGGGUGGAUCGCUUGAGAAGCACAAGACGCUGACAUACCUCAACGGGUUGUCGCUAAUAGUCGGGUUGAUCAUCGGUUCCGGUAUCUUUUCCUCGCCGGGCCAGGUGAGCUCCAAGAUCGGGUCCCCUGGCGCAUCCCUGAUCGUCUGGGUCAUCGCGGGCAUCCUCGCCUGGACGGGCGCCGCAUCCUACGCCGAACUCGGCGGCGCUAUUCCCCUAAAUGGCGGUGCGCAGGUGUACCUGGCCAAGACGUUUGGCGAGCUAUCGGGAUUCCUCUUCACCUGGGUAGCCAUGCUUGUGCUCAAGCCCGGCAGCGCCGCCAUCAUCGCCAUCAUCAUGGGCGAGUACCUGGUGCGGGCCUUCAUUGGCCCCGACGCCGAGACGGUCAACCCCUGGAUCACCAAGGCGGUGGCUCUCGUGGGCGUCGCGAUAGUGACGUUUCUGAAUUGUGUUUCUACGCGGGUCGGGACCCGCGUGAAUGAUAUGCUCAUGUUUAUGAAGUUUGUCGCAUUGAUAGGUGUUACGGUUACUGGUGUUGUGGUGGCUAUUACGGGCAAAACUUGGAAGGGCAAGGCCAAUGACGAAUGGAAGACACACGACUGGUUCGCGAAUACGUCCACGGACAUGUCUGCUUGGGCACUGGCACUUUAUGCGGGCCUGUGGGCGUAUGAUGGAUGGGACAACACAAACUACGUGGUGGGCGAAUUUCGAAACCCAUCUCGAGACCUGCCGCGGGUGAUCCAUACGGCGAUGCCACUGGUCAUUUUGAGCUAUGUGCUAGCGAAUGUGGCCUACUUCCUCGUCCUCCCCAUGGAGUCAAUGAACGGUUCCAAUACCGUGGCCGUCAUGUUUGGCUCGAAGGUGUUUGGAUCGGCAGGCUCUCUAAUUCUCGCGCUGAUCGUCAGCGCAAGCUGUUUCGGCGCGCUCAACUCGUCCACCUUUACGUCAAGCCGCCUCGCCUACGCCGCUGGCAAGGAAGGGUACAUUCCCUCCGUUUUCGGCACCCUUGGCGUCGGCAACGACGAAGACCACGGUCUAUCCACCCAGCGGCAACGCAGCUGGCUCAGCAAGAAGAUGCGCCGGAUGUUUGGCGACGAGGACACUGGACUGUUCUACACGCCCGUGUACGCCUUGAUCCUCAACAGCGUGCUCACCGCGGCGUACUGCGUGGUGGGCGAGUUCAGCACGCUCGUCACCUUUUACGGCGUCGCGGGGUAUACGUUUUACUUCAUCACCGUGCUCGGCCUCAUCGUCCUGCGCGUGCGCGAGCCGGAGCUCGAGCGCCCGUACAAGACGUGGCUCACGACGCCCAUCAUCUUCUGCUGCGUGAGCCUGUUCCUGCUGAGCCGUGCCGUCUUCGCGCAGCCGUUGCAGACCAUCACGGUCGUCAUCUUUGUCGUCGCCGGCAUUCCUGUGUACUUCUGGCGCAUUCACGGCCGGGACGACGUGGUGACCAGAAGGCAGCCGAGCAGCGGCAAGAAGUGGUGGCAAUUCUGGAAGUAG
Molecule: messenger RNA, 1821 nt
Organism: Ilyonectria robusta
Lineage: Eukaryota; Fungi; Ascomycota; Sordariomycetes; Hypocreales; Nectriaceae
Product: amino acid permease-domain-containing protein
Exons: 2
Coding region: 1-1821 (606 amino acids)
Biological process (GO): amino acid transmembrane transport
Cellular component (GO): membrane
Molecular function (GO): L-amino acid transmembrane transporter activity
Source: RefSeq, a predicted model, not a curated record